AUACAUUUAGUAAAAGGGUACUUUUUUGGUAAUGGAAACUACUCAAAGAGAGGAGCUUUCGAGCUUCUUAAGUGUUCUUCCUCCUGUGGAUUUCUGUUGUGUUUAUGGUUCCACAUUGCAUCCAAAUAACCAAGAUAAGUCUAAAAUGGUGGACUAUAUCCUUGGAGUCUCUGAUCCUAUGAAAUGGCACUCUCUGAAUCUGAAAAUGAAUUCAGAUCACUAUGCUUCGUGGAUGGUUCACCUUGGUGGAGCCAGACUGAUUACGAAUGUUGCCGAUAAAGUAGGAGUUGGAGUUCACUUCAAUCCGUUUGUCAACUGGAACGACAGGAAGCUCAAGUAUGGGGUUGUUCGGAUGCAUGACCUAGUACAGGACAUACUAGACUGGAAUAGAUUCUACUUGAGUGGCCGUUUACAGAAACCGGUUCAUAUGCUUGUUGAUAAUCUGGACAUAGAGGAUGUGAAUUCUGUUAAUAAGAGAGCUGCAAUAUCUGCAGCUCUUCUUCUCUUACCAUCAAAAUUCACCGAGGUUUGUUUUCUGUUUACUACUCAGAAAUCUUGAAGUUUCACUAGACUGUACACUAUAACACACAGAACUCUUGCGCAGGAAGAUCUAUAUGCCAAAAUAUGCAGCCUUUCUUACAUGGGAGACUUGCGCAUGUUUUUUGCAGAGGACACUAAUAAGGUGAGAGAGAACCCAGUCAUGUUCUUUAGUACGUCACAUAGCAAAAAUUGUUCUCAGAACAUGUAAACUAUUUUUAUUUUCAUCGUAAUCAAAAAUAUACAAUCUA
Arabidopsis arenosa is the source of this 788-nucleotide messenger RNA. The record is from the annotation of a GenBank genome assembly. Lineage: Eukaryota; Viridiplantae; Streptophyta; Magnoliopsida; Brassicales; Brassicaceae.